UCUCUCUCUCUCUCUCUCUCUCUCUUUCUCUCCACGACUUCUCUUUCACUCUUCUACUUCUUACGCAGAAUUCAUCCAUUCUGCUUCCCGGCGGCCAUCGGCCAUUGUCGGAAUCUGCUUCCGGUUCUUAGUCGCAUUCUUCUUAGAUUUCAUUCCACAGUGAUACCUAUCAAUUUGGUGGCAAAUCGAGCGAAGAGUAGAAUGUUAUUAUUAUUGGUCUAAUCAAAUCAUCGCUGGAUUGGAUGAAUGCGGCCAUUUUUUGAGGUUUUUCUUUUCAGAUCUCUCUCUAGGUGUAUUAUACUACUCACGAUUCAUCAAACAAUGAUCAAUUAUUGAAAUUGCUGUUCAUCAUCAGUCAUCACCUUGGUGGAUUUGGUAUAUCUUUUCCCACAAUUAAAAUAAUUCAUCAAUGUUCGUGGGUUAGGAUUCACCAGUUUUACAGGGAAUAUUAUUUUAUCAAACAUAUUUAGGGUUUAAAUAUUCGGAUCAGCCCUAAAAACGUCUUUCAUCAAGAGAGAGCGCGGGGGAGGCUGAAACGGUUGCUGAUGGUAUCAAAAUGGUCAGACUAAUCGUAGGUGACGAGAAAUGCAAAUGUAGAGAGGAAACACUGAAUGUGAAUAUGAUUUUUGUGGAGAAGUCGAAUCAAAUUGUGUUUAGGGCUGGGAUGAAGGUUUGGAUGAAAAGAGUCUUGUUAACGAUGUUACUGUGGAUUGGUUUGGUUCAACUAAUGGCGUUGGAUGAAACAUGGAGACCUAGACUAUUGAAAAGUUGGCCUUCUUGUUCUGGUCAUUCUGAUGUGUCUUCUUCAGAUGAUACUUUGUCCUCUGUUCCUCACAUAACUUCUCCUCCUCCAAAAAGAAUCUACAAGAAUAAUGGUUAUCUCAUGGUUUCUUGCAAUGGAGGACUCAACCAAAUGCGAGCAGCAAUAUGCGAUAUGGUCACUAUUGCAAGAUAUUUGAAUGUCACACUUAUUGUCCCAGAGCUAGAUAAAACUUCCUUUUGGGCUGAUCCAAGUGAUUUCCAAGAUAUAUUUGACGUUGAUCAUUUUAUUACCUCUUUGAGGGGUGAGGUUAGAAUACUAAAAGAAUUACCUCCAAGGCUCAAACGGAGAGUGGAAGUGGGAAAAGUUUACUCCUUACCACCCAUUAGUUGGUCAGACAUAUCCUACUACAAAAAGGAGAUUCUUCCUUUAGUGAAGAAGUAUAAAGUUGUUCAUCUGAACAGAACUGAUUCGCGACUAGCUAAUAAUGGGCUGGCGCCAGAGAUUCAGAAGUUACGUUGCAUGGUGAAUUUCCGAGGUUUGAGAUUCACAUCUCGGAUUGAGGAAUUGGGUAGAAAGCUUGUCAAGAUUCUGAAGAAGAAUGGACCCUUUGUUGUCCUCCAUCUUAGAUAUGAAAUCGACAUGCUAGCCUUUUCGGGUUGCACUCGUGGUUGUACAAACGAUGAAGUCGAUGAAUUAACUCGAAUGAGAUAUGCUUAUCCAUGGUGGAAGGAGAAAGUGAUAGAUUCUGAGAUAAAAAGGAGAGAAGGUUUAUGUCCAUUGACACCUGAAGAGACUGCUUUAAUAUUGAGGGCAUUUGAUAUUAAUCCAAAAUAUCAAAUUUACAUUGCUUCUGGAGAAAUCUACGGUGGACAAAAACGAAUGGAAAGCUUGGCGGCCACUUUCCCCCAAUUGGUGAACAAGGAAACCCUUUUGGAAUCCUCAGACUUGAGGGUUUUCCAGAACCAUUCUUCUCAGAUGGCUGCAUUAGACUAUUUGGUAUCUCUUGAAAGCGACAUAUUCAUACCAACUUAUGACGGAAACAUGGCUAAAGUUGUUGAAGGACAUCGCAGAUAUUUAGGGUUCAAGAAGACAAUUCAAUUGAACGGGAAGGUUUUGAUUGAUUUGAUGGACAGAUAUAGUAAUGGGCUACUUAGCUGGGACUCAUUCUCAUCAAUGGUUAAGGAAGCACAUUCGGGGCGAAUGGGUAGACCUAGAAAACGUGUUGUUAUCAAGGAGAGACCGAAAGAGGAGGAUUAUUUUCACGCCAAUCCUCAAGAAUGCUUACUACAACAAGAAGAAGAGACAGAUCAUGUGAUGUAUAUAUGAGGAGACCGAAGUUAGGAUUGUUUUGUUCCACAUGGGAAUACUGCCAAGGUUUGAGUGAAGGGCUGUCGUCGAUUUGGCCUCCUCAAGACUCGAAAAUUUUACCCAAGCAUUGAAUUUUGCUAGUUCACAUUGCUGAGUAUAUAUAUUUGAGAGGGUUCAAAAAUUCAAAAAUUGACCAUUCUUAGUUUAUAUGCCUUGAUUGAUACAUUAUAUUAUACACUUGUAGUCACCUUUGGGUAUGCACUAGCUUAGUUUUUUUUUUGAACUCCACUUAGUUCAGGUUGUUCUUAAAUGAAUUAGUUUAUUAACAACUCUUUUUCUUUUCU
Molecule: messenger RNA, 2415 nt
Organism: Impatiens glandulifera
Lineage: Eukaryota; Viridiplantae; Streptophyta; Magnoliopsida; Ericales; Balsaminaceae
Product: rhamnogalacturonan I rhamnosyltransferase 1-like
Exons: 8
Coding region: 557-2089 (510 amino acids)
Cellular component (GO): cytoplasm
Source: RefSeq, a predicted model, not a curated record